UGUAGCCUGAACGAGAAAAGCAAUGGGUGUCAAGAUCGGGGGGCAAGUAGAGAAAGUGAACGGGAAAGAGCUGAGUUACAGUGAGUUUGUUGAGAGAUAUUUGGUAAAGAACCAGCCAGUAGUGUUAACAGGUUUAAUGGAUGAUUGGAGAGCUUGCAAAGACUGGGUCACUCCUAAUGGUCAUCCUAAUCUUCAAUUCUUCUCUACCCAUUUUGGAGAAUCCAAAGUUCAGGUUGCGGAUUGUGGUACUAGAGAGUUCACGGAUCAGAAGAGAGUAGAGAUGUCUGUUUCGGAGUUUGUGAAGCACUGGCUUGAGAAUUCUACUAAGGAGAUUAGUGAUAGUUCGACCAGUGAGGCUAAUGGCAUGUCCGUGCUGUAUUUGAAAGACUGGCAUUUUGUCAAGGAGUAUCAAGAAUAUUUAGCGUACAGAACCCCGCUGAUCUUUUGUGAUGAUUGGCUCAAUCUAUAUCUGGACAAUUAUCGUAUGCAUAAGGAUCCUGAUACUUAUCAAAAGGAUAAUGAAAUAAGUUGCUCUGACUAUCGUUUUGUUUAUAUGGGAGCAAAAGGAUCUUGGACUCCUCUUCAUGCUGAUGUUUUCAGAUCUUAUAGUUGGUCAGCAAAUGUAUGCGGAAAGAAAAAAUGGAUAUUUUUGCCUCCUUCUCAAUGUCAUCUUGUGUUUGAUAGGAAUUUGAAAAACUGCGUAUAUGAUAUCUUUGACGAUGUUAGUGAAACUAACUUUCCUGGUUUUAAGAAGGCUAUCUGGUUGGAGUGCACUCAAGAAGAAAAUGAAAUCAUCUUUGUUCCUAGUGGGUGGUAUCAUCAAGUUCAAAAUCUGGAAGAUACAAUAUCCAUAAACCACAAUUGGUUCAAUGCCUAUAACCUUUCUUGGGUGUGGGAUUUAUUAUUGAGGGACUAUAACGAGGCCAAGGAGUACAUAGAGGACCUCAGGGACAUCUGUGAUGAUUUUGAAGGUCUAUGCCAACGUAAUCUUGCAGCUAACACAGGAAUGAACUUUAAUGAUUUCUUCACAUUUGUAUCACGCUUCACCUUACUCAAUGUGGUCCAACUUUUCCAACUACUUAGAGACUCCAAGAAUCCAAUGCGGAGCUCAUCCCCAAUAGCUCAGCACUUAGCUUUGAACCUUCUAUCCAUACGGAAGAUUGCACUGAAAAUGAAGUGUGUAGUUAUUCCAUCAGGAAAUUGUAAAUUCUUUGUGGAUUUGAGGGAAACUUUAGAUGAUCCUGAGUUUCUUAAACUGUGCAUGGGCUUUUCCAAAAUGUAUGGAAUGAUACACAAGCUAGAAAAAUGGAGUUGUGACAUGAAGAAAUCUUUGAUGGUCGACCUCGAGGGCUACAGUUAUUUGAUUUCUACUGUUGAAGAUCUCAUUAAACUUAUAGACUAUGCUGCUGGAAAACUCAGUGACAAUUACUCUGAGGAAAAUAUUUUGCUGUCUAAAUUUGAUGAUGCCUGAUUCUGACUACUCUGUCAUUACUAACGUUCUGCCACAAUUCAGGAAACUACUGAAGUGUUUCAGAAAUGGAGAUACCCAGGGACAUGUAUUUAUACAUCUAUGUCAGUACAACUUAACCACUUAAAUUGGUUGCUGUAGUAAAUUUUCUUCUUUUUAUGGGAUCUACAUGUUUAAUUACCACUUUUUUGUUCUUUGUUUAGAUACACUUUGUAAUAUCUGCCACACAUUAGCCAGUCAUUUCCAGAGUCUCACUUUAUUGCAAAAUCUGCAACCAUACUUGCAGUAACAAGAGCAUUCAAAUUUGAAAA
This is a messenger RNA of Pistacia vera, 1779 nucleotides long. Its product is annotated as 2-oxoglutarate and iron-dependent oxygenase JMJD4. Bases 23 to 1471 code for a protein of 482 amino acids. Gene Ontology annotation, cellular component: cytoplasm; nucleus. The record is from RefSeq and is a predicted model, not a curated record. Gene Ontology annotation, molecular function: histone H4R3 demethylase activity; sequence-specific DNA binding. Lineage: Eukaryota; Viridiplantae; Streptophyta; Magnoliopsida; Sapindales; Anacardiaceae. The transcript has 9 exons. Gene Ontology annotation, biological process: protein hydroxylation; positive regulation of translational termination; negative regulation of gene expression.